CACAAUCACACACACACACAUUUGCAAUAGCACGCUUCUCUUAAUUUAGCCAAAUACAAAAAAGAACCAGCUUUUUUUUUUUGGGCCCCAUUAGCGGUGUCGUUGUUGUUGCACUGGUGCUAUAAGAAUAAAAGGCCACGCGAUGAUAAGCUUUCUGUUCAUUGUAAAUCGCGCUCUCAGCAGCAGCGCGCUGACCUCCGUAUCGAGCAAGAAGAUGUCCGCCCCGGGACCACGCCCCCUCGUCCUCUGCGGCCCCUCGGGAUCUGGAAAGAGUACGCUCCUGAAGCGUCUGUUCGCCGAAUUUCCCAACACCUUCGGUUUCAGCAUAUCCCAUACCACGCGAAAGCCACGGGAAGGUGAGGAACAUGGUGUCCACUACUAUUUCGUGGAACGCCCCGAAAUGGAGGCGGCCAUCGCCGGCGACGAGUUCAUCGAGACGGCCGAGUUUACGGGCAACAUGUACGGCACCAGCAAGGCGGCGGUGCGGGAAAUCCAGGCACAGGGAAGGGUCUGCAUCCUGGACAUCGAACAGAAGGGUGUGGAGCAGAUACGCCGCACGGACCUCAAUCCCAUCCUGAUCUUUAACAAUCCCCCGAGUAUCCAAGAACUGGAACGACGGCUACGUCUACGCGGUUCCGAAACGGAGGAGUCGCUGAAAAAACGCCUAAAUGCUGCCCAAGUGGAACUGGAUUAUGGUCUGACGCCCGGUAAUUUCCACAAGAUUAUCAACAACGUGGACAUCGAUGUGGCCUACGAGGAGUUCCGAAACUUUGUGGUCCAGGAACUCAAGCAGCAGGAGAUCCAAGGAGUGCCCAUCAGCUUGAAUUAAGUGAAAGGACUGUAAGAACCAGUGUGCAAUGAUAUUAACCUCAGUAGGGUGGAGUAAAUAGUUAUUUUAUUAGAGCACGAUUCGAUGGUAAGAAAAGUAAUCCAUGAAGUUUAUUUUUCAUUGGAAGGCAUAGGCCUGGUAUUUAAAUGUAUUUCUUAAAAUUAAAGGAAAAUAAGAUUCUGUUAGGAUGGUUAAUAUUUAGUUAAAACUCCAAAAGCUUAAGAAUUAUAGUGUCAGUAAUUUCCUUUUCUUCGCAUAUUCAUUUUCCUUUACUAUAAUACCUUUUUAUUCAGAGUAAAGAUAGGUAUUUUAGAUUUAUUAUUUUUUUAAUAACAGAAAACAAGUUUUAUUUGGAUAAAAUAUGUACUAACUAUUUUCACAGUAAGCAAUUUAAUAUAAAUUAGACUAAAGCAUUGUUUUAGUUGUUAUAUUCUUUUAAAACAUUAAAUUCGAUUUUUUGCUAGUUCAGUUCUUUGCUGUAGUAGAUUUUUUAAUAAUUGUUGGAAAAAGUAAAGAAUUUUUUUGUCAGAAGAGGAACAUUUCAAAAAAAAGUGGAUCCACAAUUUCGAGUAAAGUUAAACAUUUUUAUUAAAGACCGCCAAAGUUAACCCAAUUAGAGGUGCAAACUUGACCUAUUAUUUGCAAUGAAAACGUGCCAUAGAUUACUUUUCGUGCCAGCGAUUCCGAAAACACCCACCCUAAAACCACGUUGACUAAUGGCAUUUAUACUUAAGGAAUGGCUUGUAUUUAUUAAUCUCCUCCUGUCCACCUCACUGUUGUGCAAAUUCGUUGUUGUAGUUGUUACUUUAAGCUGAAAGUUGUUGCGCCGCUUCACGGUUGGUUGAAAAAAAAAAACCGGGGAAGGCAAUUAAAAUGGAAUCAAUAAAGCAAACAGUUUGCGGGUAUAUUGUA
Drosophila elegans is the source of this 1741-nucleotide messenger RNA. Its product is annotated as guanylate kinase. The transcript has a single exon. Gene Ontology annotation, biological process: purine nucleotide metabolic process. Lineage: Eukaryota; Metazoa; Arthropoda; Insecta; Diptera; Drosophilidae. Gene Ontology annotation, cellular component: cytosol. The record is from RefSeq and is a predicted model, not a curated record. Bases 143 to 829 code for a protein of 228 amino acids. Gene Ontology annotation, molecular function: GMP kinase activity.